Cottoperca gobio is the source of this 4069-nucleotide messenger RNA. RefSeq names its product atos homolog b (gene atosb). The coding region runs from base 1107 to 3041 and encodes 644 amino acids. NCBI's taxonomy places the organism in Eukaryota, Metazoa, Chordata, Actinopteri, Perciformes, Bovichtidae. The transcript has 11 exons. The record is from RefSeq and is a predicted model, not a curated record.
GGGACAGAAGAGGAAUUUCAUGCAAAGGUUGUAACAACGAAAACAGCUGCAAGCACAAAAAAAGCCAGGAACAGAGAGGAAGGGACGUAGUCAGCCAACAAGCGAGUUAUGUGGCAAGAGAGUGGGAGGACGAUCCUGAAGCUGUCCGAUUAUUUUACCGAUCAGACAUCAAGCUAAGGUUGCCAACGGCUUUUAGCUUCGAUUUUCGCCUUAUAACGUUAGCUACCUGGAACGCGACAACGCAGCAGUCAACACGGCAGAGAUAACAAAAAGGCCAAACUCCCAGACGACAGCGACGCCUCAGAUCAAACUGCCAGGCUGUGUUUUAAUCCUCAGUCUACCUUUUUUUUGGUUAGGAGGAAGGAAGCAAAGAGAGGCAACAAACCGGAGAGUCGACAGAGAGAGCAGCCUGACCCAGUGGAAAUAGAAACACAGAGGAGGACAGAAAGAAAAGGCAGCGGAGUUACCUAUCCAGCCACCAAACUAAACAGAGGGAGGAAGGAGAGAGACAGAGAGUGAGACAGUGAGAUAAAUCCCAUCUUUCUAAGAAGGGAUUCUGGGUGGAAUGACCCUGUCAUGAUGCCACAGCCGUGCCACACCCCACGCCCAGGGGACCAAAGAGGGCGUUUCUGGCUAUCAGCCAAGCACAGAGGAUGCCCCAAUAGAGUUAUUUCUGAUUCCAGUUCAGAGACAUUUCCUCUCAAGACACUCUUGCAUCACUGACACUCCGCCCCUCUGGUCAUAGCUUCUGUGCCCACCUGCUGCUUCCUCUAGAGUCCUUACUGUUUCCUGGUUACCUAUCUUGGGAUGUUGGCGUUGUUUUGUGGCAGCUGCCAUGGAGAUAAACAGAUUCCUUUAGUAGACCAUUUUAGACACAACCUCCAGAUGUUUUGCAAGAUGCAGGUUGUCCACACUGGCAGGAUUAGACAAGGACCGGCUCAGAGGUGCUGUGGGGCUCAGCUUCCUAAUUCAUACUAUUUGACGACAUCACAGCAGGAAGUAUAGAACUUCCUAUUCCUGUGGAACAUCUUACUCUGCCUCUUGGCACUUGUGAGGACCUACUUGACCCUAUUGCAAGUUAGUCAAGACACUUCAGCAUAGAAACCAUGCGGCACAUUCACGUGGAGUUAGCCCAUAAAAAGGCUCCAUUAGAGCUUCCAGGCCAGGAGGGGGACCUUCCUCCCCCUACAUCCCCAACACAGGGCCUAGACCAUGGAGUCAGACCGGGGGCACCCAGGCACUUUGGCCAGGAGGAGUUGCGGCUCCAAAAGGUCUACCAGCUCUCCAUUUUCUCCCAGUUGGGGGGAUUUUCUACCUCCACAGAAUCCCACACUGAUACCCAACAGAGGCCUGUCCGGUUGGGCGUGAAACGGGGGAUAGAGGAGCCCCAACAGACUCAUAAGCGCCACCAUCUGGGGGACUCCUCAGACAACGAGGCGUUGGUGGAAGGGGUGCUGUGUGGGCCAGCCCCAGCUCAAGGUGUUGGGAUGGGAUUAGCGAUGGGCCCUGGUGGGGCUAGUUCAGUAUACUCUUGCACACAGAUGGAGCACAGAGACUCUGAGGGGGGACUCUCACCCAGGUCUCCACCCCUCUCUCCAUGCCACAACCCCUCCCGACGCCCAACUCAGCACAAUCAUGACAGGCCCAUUCCUGAUGUAUUUGCUCCACUCUCACCUAAAUCACCCCCAAUGUGUGACCCACAUGGACACCUCUCUGACCAGAGUCAUUCCCUUGGUAGCUCAGCCAGGACUGAGCCACCUAACGGGGGCCACACACCCACCUACUCACUAGGUAGCCCUGCAAAUGAGAGCUGUGGUAAUGGCUCAUCUGGAGGCCAGCCCAGCCCCCACUUAUAUGAACUGGUCAUGUAUGAGACUCCCAACCCUGCCAGUCCCACCAGCCCUCCAGGCCCUUUCUCCCCCCCACACCACACAGAGCUGCAGGAGCCAGGGGAGGCCACUGAAUGGGAAGUUGGAGUUGAAUCCUCCCCACCUGAGCGAAGUGCCACCCAGACUGCCUCCUCAUCCUCCAAUGGCCUGGCAUCCUGGGAGAAAACUCCCAGCAGUAAUGGUCACCGUCUAUCCUCUGGAGGCCACUGGCCGGCCAAAAAGAGGCUGCUGCCCCCGAGCGACACAGGGGAGUCAUGCUCUGAAGAUGAGGGACCCUCCACAUCCAAGAAAAGCAGGCUUUCGUUGCUGGCUCCAGGACUUGGCCCGGCCUCAUGUCGCAGCACUGACUCUAAAGCCGCCCCUUACUGGAACCACCUGCUGCCCUCUGCAUGGGACCGGUCUAAGACCGCCACAGAUUGCACAAGAUCAGGGAGACGGCUGAAAAGUGGGCUGCGGCUGAAAAGUCGGCAGCUGCGCAGUGGCAGACACACAGACACCAGCCGCUCCACACGUUCCAGUUGGCCCUCAUCUUCCAUCAGCAGAUCGCUACUUGGCAACUUUGAGGAGUCCAUACUGAAGGGACGAUUCUCCCCGUCAGGCAGGAUUGAAGGCUUCACGGCGGAGAUCGGUGCCAGCGGCUCUUAUUGUCCACAGCACGUCACCCUGCCGGUGCAGGUUACAUACUACGACAUCUCAGAGCACAGCGCACCCUCACCCUUCCUGGGGGUGAUAUCCCUAGAGCCUCUUGGAAAGAAAGGAUACAGCAUACCCAAAGCAGGGACCAUUCAAGUGACCUUAUUUAAUCCCAACAAAACUGUGGUGAAGAUGUUCCUGGUGACCUACAACUUCGGCGACAUGCCUGUUAAUCACAUGACCUUCCUGCGCCACCGUAUCUUCUUGGUUCCCGUAGAGGAGGGGGUUGAGGGGAAAGGCGAGGCUCCUCCAGGGAGCAAAGUGCUAGACAGGAAGAAGAUUCUCUGCUACCUGAUGCAUCUCAGAUUCCAGAGCUCCAAAUCUGGGAAGAUCUACUUGCACAAUGAUAUCCGGCUGCUAUUCUCCCGCAAAUCCAUCGAAGUGGACACAGGGAUCCCUUAUGAGCUGAAAUCUUUCACCGAGGUGCCAAGAAACCCUAAAUACUCCCCCCGCGUGUGACCCCAGCUUGACCCUUUGACCCUCCCAAACGGCAACGUAGUCCCUCCUGUGCUUCCCAAAGAGGAGGGAGGGAAACAGACAGACUGCUAGAAUGAUAGACGCAAAUCUUGAUGAGACUUGAUGAGACACGCCACAUGCACACAUGAGACACGCCACAUGCACACGUGCACAUAUGAUACAGUGUUGGUGAUAGUAAAGGUCCCUCUUUUAUGCAUUUAUUCUCUAUUGAAAAUUCAGACUGUCAAAAGAAAUUGGUGAAAGAAAAUGUCACUCAAUCAAACAUGGCAUUUCUUGUAUUCAUUGAAAAUAUAAAAAAAAAUAUUAGUGUAAGAGCAGUCCAGCAUGCAUGCAGUCAAAAGUAGGACGUUUACAACACUUUCAUCUGUACAAAGAAAGAAAUGCACAAACACUGACACACACACCAAAAGAGACUGACAAGACUUACGCACAGCACAUACUACACACGUCACAGCUGAAACACUUCUGGCGGUGACUCUCUGAGUUCAGUGUUAACAUGCAUGCCUUGUGACUUAAAUACCUGAAUUUUCCUCCAGUGCCGUAUCACACUGUCCUUCACUCUGCCUGCACCUCCAACCGCCUCAUAGGCCCAAUAAUUUCCAAAACUUUUUAUUUGACAAAUGGCCUCAAACAAUAAGCAUACCCCUGAUUGGGGGGUGAAGAAAAAUUACUACACCCUCCCCCACCUUCCACACACUCACAGACAGUAUGACUGGCAGAGAGGAGAUGAGCAGAGACACAAUACUAGCCAUCUUGAAUCAGAUGUCGUAUCAUUUAAAAAAAUACAUCGACAGGAUUUGACCAGGACAACUCAGGACACGUAUUGAAGAAUAAAUUUCUCUUCUUCCCACUUCACCUAUCAUGGUACAGACCGCUUUGUACGCAUCAAGCUAGGAGGUCAUACCAUGUCAUAUCCAGUUCAUUUUAUGUAGCCAGACUGAGGGACACUGUGUUGUUUUCUUUCUCUUUUUUUUGAUGAAAAAAUAAACAACAAGCUGUAGUAUUUUUAA